Molecule: messenger RNA, 543 nt
Organism: Aegilops tauschii subsp. strangulata
Lineage: Eukaryota; Viridiplantae; Streptophyta; Magnoliopsida; Poales; Poaceae
Source: RefSeq, a predicted model, not a curated record
AUGUCUUCACCGCCGCCCAACCCGUCUCUUCCGCUGCCGGUCACCUCGUCGCCUCCGGCGACCACCACGACCGUCGCCCCGCUCCUGCCCGUGCAGGGAUCCUCCGUCGCGCCCGCCCCCGCCGUCCUCACCCCGGAGGAGGUCUGCGCCGCCGUGGCUGCCGCCGCACCAGGCGGCCUCCUCCGUGCUCGCCGGGUCGCACCCGGGGUUGCGUUGCCCAUCGCCGCCACCGCGCCGUCGUGGCUGUCGUGGCUGCCGCCGCACCAAGCGGCCUCCACCGCGCUCGCCGGGUCGCACUCGGCUGCGCCGCCCAUCGCCGCCACCGCGCCGCCGUGGCUGCCGUGGCAGCCGCCGCACAAGGCGGAGGCCGCGCUCGCCGGGCCGCUGCAGCUGCCAUCCACCGCCACCAACGCCCCGCCCUGGCUGCAGUGGCAACCGCCGCUCCUGGCGGCCUCCGCCACGACCGCUGCAGCUGCAGCAGCCACCGCCCGUCAGCUCCGGCCGCGCAUCGACCGCGCCGGCGGUUCUCUUCGGUUGGUAUAA